This is a messenger RNA of Loxodonta africana (African savanna elephant), 726 nucleotides long. It is a transcript of the gene HELT, whose product is annotated as helt bHLH transcription factor. Gene Ontology annotation, biological process: regulation of neurogenesis; regulation of transcription by RNA polymerase II; anterior/posterior pattern specification. Gene Ontology annotation, molecular function: RNA polymerase II cis-regulatory region sequence-specific DNA binding; DNA-binding transcription factor activity, RNA polymerase II-specific; protein dimerization activity. NCBI's taxonomy places the organism in Eukaryota, Metazoa, Chordata, Mammalia, Proboscidea, Elephantidae. The coding region runs from base 1 to 726 and encodes 241 amino acids. The transcript has 4 exons. The record is from RefSeq and is a predicted model, not a curated record. Gene Ontology annotation, cellular component: nucleus.
AUGUCAGACAAACUCAAGGAACGCAAAAGAACCCCAGUUUCCCACAAAGUGAUAGAGAAGAGGAGGAGAGACCGGAUCAACCGCUGCUUAAACGAGCUGGGCAAAACCGUGCCUAUGGCCUUGGCGAAGCAGAGUUCCGGGAAGUUGGAGAAGGCAGAGAUCCUCGAGAUGACCGUUCAGUACCUGAGAGCCCUGCACUCCUCUGAUUUUCCCCGUGGAAGGGAAAAAGCAGAACUGUUAGCGGAGUUUGCCAACUACUUCCAUUACGGCUACCACGAAUGUAUGAAGAACCUGGUGCAUUACCUCACCACGGUGGAGCGAAUGGAGACCAAGGACACCAAGUAUGCGCGCAUCCUCACCUUCUUGCAGUCCAAGGCCCGCCUGGGUGGCGAGCCUACCUUCCCACCGCUGGGGUCGCUCCCGGAGCCGGAUUUCUCUUAUCAGCUGCACCCGGCGGGGCCCGAGUUCACCGGCCACAACCCCGGCGAGGCCGCGGUGUUCCCGCAGGGCGCGGCCCCCGGGCCCUUCCCCUGGCCGCACGCCGCCGCCCGCAGCCCGGCGCUGCCCUACCUACCUAGCGCGCCAGUGCCGCUGCCGAGCCCGGGGCAACCGCACAGUCCCUUCCUGGCACCGGUGCAGGGCCUGGACCGCCAUUACCUCAACCUGAUCGGCCACACUCACCCCAACGCCCUCAACCUGCACACGCCCCAGCACCCGGUGCUCUGA